ACCAGUUUCUAAAUAUCUAAUUUUUACAAAGUAAUCUUUGUGUGUGUGUGUGAAACUGAAGCUACAUCAAAUAUGAAAACCUGUAAAUCCAGUCACUCGGAUUCAGGUGUGGAAUCAGCCAUGCAGUGCAGGAGUGGAGCUGGCUGUGUUGUGAAGUGCAGUUCGGAAAGGAUGGAGAACGCUGCCAAGAGGAGACUGGCUGCCAACGCCCGGGAGAGACGACGGAUGCAGGGACUGAACACGGCCUUUGAUCGCUUGAGGAAGGUGGUCCCGCAGUGGGGUCAGGAUAAGAAGCUGUCCAAGUAUGAGACCCUGCAGAUGGCCCUGAGUUAUAUCAUGGCUCUCACCAGAAUCCUGGCUGAAGCAGAAAGGUACAGUACUGAGCGGGAAUGGAUUAGCCUGCACUGUGAGCACUUCCACCCCGAGAGCUACCACCAUUACACGGGACAGAAACUGGGCACGGACAGCGACCCGUACGCACAGCGGAUAUUCGGCUACCACCCGGAACACUUUCAAACAGCUAAUUAGAACUCCUGAACUAAGAAUAUGCAGCAGAUGUGUAAUUUAAUAAUUAGCAAGAGUUAAUCUGCUUGACUAAGGUAAUAUUGGCAUUAUAAUAGCUCAUUUUGUUCGCCUCUUAUACUAAUUUGGCGAAUUUGCUUUGAGAACUUCAAAAUGCGUUUAAGAAAAUUGAAUUUAUUUAAUGCUAGUGGAAAGUAUACUUUUAAUUUGAAGUCUUUCUGACAAUUGUUUCCUAGUUCAUCUAGUUCAUUUGAUUUUUUCAUUAAGUAAGUUUUUGGUGGGUUUUUUUUUACUGUGAUGAAUCAUGACAGUAUUUCUACAAAUCAUGGAACAAGUUGACCCAUGGUGUAACUGAAUGGAAUACCAGCAGAAAUUAACUUUGUUCCAUGUUUUUAUUUUUAUGUCAGCUUUAAACUUAUUCUUUGGUUUGUUUUCACAGAAAUGGCUCCCAUGGAAAAAGUUUUAUAAUGUAUCGUUGUUCUAGUCCUCAGAGAACUAACUUUCUUAAACUUUGUAAGUUUGACAUUAUGGGUUCCAAGGUUGUGUAGGUUUGCUUUAAUCCAAUUUAUGGUGUUUCUUGUAUGCUCAAAAAAGAGCUAGUUUCAAGUCAUGGAAAGAAUGUUUUAUUUUUAGUGGUUGUAAAAGCAUGUGUGAUUAUAUACCAUAAAUGAGAAUGCUUGCGUGAAAAUACUCUAAACUUUUAGAUUUUUGUAGACUUUAAAUGAUUUUAUUUUUUAAUCCUGUGUUAUCUGGAAACAAUAACAGAUUUUGUAAAUCAUAAAUAAAGUGUUUUCUAUGCUA
Messenger RNA from Pipra filicauda (Wire-tailed manakin), 1323 nucleotides. It is a transcript of the gene ATOH7, whose product is annotated as atonal bHLH transcription factor 7. The coding region runs from base 73 to 528 and encodes 151 amino acids. Gene Ontology annotation, molecular function: protein dimerization activity. The transcript has a single exon. The record is from RefSeq and is a predicted model, not a curated record. Gene Ontology annotation, biological process: regulation of DNA-templated transcription; neural retina development. NCBI's taxonomy places the organism in Eukaryota, Metazoa, Chordata, Aves, Passeriformes, Pipridae.